Durio zibethinus is the source of this 2755-nucleotide messenger RNA. Its product is annotated as protein NUCLEAR FUSION DEFECTIVE 4-like. Gene Ontology annotation, cellular component: membrane. The record is from RefSeq and is a predicted model, not a curated record. Lineage: Eukaryota; Viridiplantae; Streptophyta; Magnoliopsida; Malvales; Malvaceae.
GUAGGAGCUGACCUCAACCUUCAAAUUUUCCAAAUAUGCCACGUGUCAAACACCCAAAACCUCAGAAGAACAUGAAAACCAAAUACUAACUGCCAAUAAAAGGAAAAAAAAAAACCAGUUCCUAACGUUGCGGUUGUCUCCGAAAGAUGUUAUGGUAACAAUGAGGCAUCAAAUCAAUAUCAAUUAUUUUCAUGUUGGACUUUACCACAGUGGCUUGUCCUGUAAAUAUCUAGAACAAGAUUCCGAAAUUCACGGGAUUAAAGAAAAAAAUAAAGCAAAAGCCAGCACCAGCCGCCGGCCGAAGUUAAAUAUAUACCUCCAUGACCGGUGGCCCAAUAGAACACCACAUCCACAUCAUUAUCCUCGACCUUUCUCUUUGUUUUUUGCAUAUAAAUUGUUUAACCCACAAAGUUUUCGCCUUUAAAAAAGAUAUGUUUUUUGUUCUUUUGGCUAAAAACACAUAUUUUAAAGAUUGGAUUGAAGAACAGAAGCCAAAGCUCACAAUCAAGAAUACUUUCUUCGUUUUUGGUGUUUCCGGAGAAUUGCAUAAUGGGCAGAUCGAAAGAAAAGCUUCAGGCUUUUGUGAAAAAUAGAUGGCUGGUUUUUGUGGCUGCAAUGUGGAUACAAUCUUGUGCUGGGGUUGGUUAUAUAUUUGGUAGCAUAUCACCUGUGAUAAAGAGUUCUUUGAAUUAUAAUCAAAGGCAGCUUUCCAGGUUGGGUGUGGCUAAAGAUCUUGGAGAUAGCGUUGGGUUCUUAGCUGGGAGCUUGACUGAGAUAUUGCCUUUAUGGGGUGCUUUGCUCGUUGGCGCUUUGCAGAAUCUUAUUGGUUAUGGUUGGGUUUGGUUGAUUGUUACUGGGAGAGCCCCAGUUUUGCCUUUGUGGGCCAUGUGCGUCUUAAUAUUCGUGGGAAACAAUGGUGAAACCUACUUCAACACAGCUGCUCUGGUUUCUUGUGUGCAAAACUUUCCCAAAAGUAGGGGUCCAGUGGUAGGAAUACUCAAGGGCUUUGCUGGUUUGACCGGUGCAAUUUUUACUCAGAUAUACACAAUGAUUAAUUUCCCAGAUCAAGCGUCUUUAAUAUUCAUGGUUGCAGUUGGACCAGCAAUGGUAGUUAUUACUCUAAUGUUCAUUAUCAGACCUGUUGGAGGUCACAGACAAGUGCGUCCAUCUGAUGGUUUAAGUUCUACAUUUAUUUAUAGUGUGUGCCUCCUAUUGGCUGCUUACUUGAUGGGAGUCAUGCUUCUGGAAGAUCUUGUUAGUGUGAGCCACACUUUAAUUACAAUUUUUACUGUGAUUUUGCUUUUCCUGCUUGUCAUUCCAAUAGUUAUUCCCAUUGUAUUGAGUUUCUGCGAAAAGCCUAGAGAUCCAGCAGAAGAGGCCCUUGUAUCAAAGCCUGAGCAACAUGAAGCGGGAAAAUCUGAACUGGACGCCCAGGAACAUGAAGUAAUAUUGAGUGAGGUUGAAGAUGAGAAACCUAAGGAAGUAGACCUGCUUCCAGCAUCAGAAAGGCGAAAACGAAUUGCUCAGUUGCAAGCGAAACUGUGCCAUGCAGCUGCUAAAGGAGCAGUAAGGGUGAAGAGAAGGAGAGGUCCUCAUAGAGGAGAGGACUUUACCUUGAUGCAGGCUUUGAUCACGGCAGACUUUUGGCUUAUCUUUUUCUCUCUUCUAUUAGGUUCAGGAUCAGGGUUGACAGUGAUAGAUAAUCUUGGUCAGAUGAGCCAGUCUCUAGGGUAUGAUAAUACUCAUAUAUUUGUAUCCAUGUUUAGCAUUUGGAACUUUCUUGGUCGUGUUGGUGGGGGUUACUUCUCUGAGAUUAUUGUGAGGGAUCAUGCUUAUCCUAGGCAUGUAGCCAUUGCUGUGGCCCAGCUUGUUAUGGCUGUUGGCCAUGUCUUCUUUGCCGUGGGAUGGCCUGGAGCAAUUUAUAUUGGAACUUUGUUGAUAGGGCUUGGCUAUGGUGCCCACUGGGCAAUUGUGCCAGCUGCCACCUCCGAGUUGUUUGGCUUGAAAAAGUUCGGGGCUCUAUAUAAUUUCCUUACGCUGGCAAAUCCUGCAGGUUCACUUAUCUUCUCAGGUGUAAUUGCUAGCAGUAUUUAUGACCGUGAAGCAGAGAAACAAGCUCAUCAACAUCAUAUCCAGCCACAGAUUUCAGGCUCAAUUUUCUCAGGGAUGUUUGGCCAGGAUGAACCGCUUAAGUGCAAAGGUUCUACAUGCUUCUUUCUGACUUCCAUGAUUAUGUCAGGAUUUUGCGUCAUUGCAGCUGUUUUAAGCAUGAUGCUUGUGCGCCGUACUAAGACUGUUUAUGCCCACCUUUAUGGAAAAUCUCACACUUGAUUUCAAGGAUGAGAACUAGAGAUCUAGGAGCGUCUUUCAUGAAUAAUUCAUCCAUUUUAUGGUGAUGUUUAUGAGCAAAAAGUGAGAUUAUAGGUGUUUUCCUUAAAUUGAUGAAAUUAGUAUUGCCAUAAAGUUGGUGGAGCUGGGCAUGUUCCAAAUCCAAAACACAUUUACAUUUUAUUUGUCAAAGAUUCUGCUUUGAGUGUUGAAGUGGUGUACAUUUUCUCACUUCUUAUUUGAACUCAGUUUGAUUUUGAUGAUGUAAGUUUUUCGACAUUGUCCAUUAGAGCUAACCUGGAUUCUAGAUUACACUUUCAUCUCUUGAUUAUGGAGAUUGUGCCUGUCCUGGUAAUAGGUAAAAAAGCACUGUGGCUUUAAAUCAAAGGGAUGCAUAUGGGUUCUUAUACUUGAAAGCCGGUUGGUU